UGCGUUGGAGGAAACGUUCUUUGCAGGCAGAGAAAGCGGCGAACGCAAGAAGACACAAAUUGAAUGUAGAUAUGUCACCAGAAGAAGGCGGCCCCGAAGAGGUGCUAAGAUCUACGCACAAAGACGACGACGGCAGCGCUUCCUCAUCUAGAGAACAGCCAGAAGGUUCGGUCAGCUUUACGGAAGAAGACAGCUGGCAAAGAAUCAGUGAGUGGAUGAGAGAAUUGGAAGCUGACGAUCUCAAGAUGGUGUCGCUACUUCUCUUUCAGUUCCAUCGUAGGGAGACGUCAGCAAACGUAAAACAGUCCGCAGAAGCUGUUGCCAGAGUGGUGUCACGAGAUGAGAAGACGAUUCGACGUUGGCGGAUGGAUUUUGUGGAAAAUGCAGGCGAGUUUUCAGAAGAUGGACGAGGUAGAGAUUCAAGGAUUAGUGUAACGUAUGACGAGGAGUGCAAGAGGAAGGCUAUGAAGUGGGCUAGAGAGCAUUCGUGUGUUAGAGGGCAACCAAACAUGACAUUGAGUGAUUUUUGUCACUAUGUCAACUCUAAUCUUCUUCUCAACUCUUCUCUGCCAGCUGGGUUUCCACGGAAAAUUAGUUUGUCUACUGCAAGGAGGUUUUUGAUGGAAUUAGGUUUUAGCAGGGUUGAUUCAAGUAGGAAGGGGCUCUAUAUAGAUGGCCAUGAAAGGGAAGAUGUAGUUAAUGAGCGAAACUUAUUUUUGCAGUCAUUGCAUGACUUGGAGUCUACUCACCGUCCUCCUCCCCUACCAAAUGAUGUUCAAGCUGGUGUUGAACAACCAGUUGCAACUGGCAACUCAUCGGCCACCAAAAUAUUAGUUACCAUUUUUCACGAUGAGUCCAGCUUUCAGUCGAAUGAGGAUCAGAGAUUUGUGUGGAGCCAACCCGAUCAGGUUGCUAUCAAACCAAAAUCUAGAGGGUCAGGGAGGAUGGUGAGUGAUUUCAUAGAGGAGUAUUCUGGGUAUCUUAGGCUCUCUCCAGAAGAUUUUGAAUUAGCUAAGGUCGCCUGUCCAACAAUUAGGCAAGAAGCUAGGGAAAUAAUUGAAUAUGGGGAAAACAGAGAUGGAUACUGGACCCAUGAUAAAUUUAUUGGUCAGGUCAAACAGGCAGCAAUGAUAGCAGAGUUCAAAUAUCCUAAAGAUAUGUACACCAUUCUGUGGAUUUUUGAUCAGAGUUCAAACCACAAGGCAAAGGCAAAGGAUGCUUUAAUUGCGAGUCGGAUGAAUGUUGGGCCCGGUGGAGCACAACCAAAAAUGAGAGAUACUUUGUACAAUGGAAGACUUCAAAAGCUUGUUGAUGAUGCUGGGGAACCAAAAGGACUUCGUCAGGUGUUAGUUGAGAGAGGAGUUGAUGUACAAAAUCUGAAACGAGAAGAUAUGGUUUUUGUCUUGUCAAAACAUGAAGAUUUUUUAAAUGAGAAGUCAGUUGUUGAGUCUUAUCUCAUGUCAUUAGGUCAUCACUGUCUAUUUUUACCGAAAUAUCAUUGUGAGUUAAAUCCCAUUGAGAGAGUCUGGGGGCAUGCAAAGAAAUAUACAAGGGCUUACUGCAAUUACUCUAUUACCGGUUUGCGAAUUCUAUGAUUCCUGCUUUGGAAACUGUUGAUGUUGAACUUAUCAGAAGAUUUUUUAGAAAGGCUAGGGACUAUUUACAAGCUUACAGGGAUGGACAAGUGACUGGACAUAAUGUGGAAGAGGCCGUAAAAGUGUACAAGUCCCACAGAAGAGUAUUGCAGAACAAAUAGUUACAUAAAUAUUUAGUGCAUGAAUGAAGUUUGUAGCUUUUCUGUGGUUUUGCUGAUUGUGAAUGGUGUCGUCUGAGUUUUCAUGCAGGUUUGAAUUUUUGUGCAGGUUUGACUCUUUCUAUCUAAGCAAUGGAAAGGAAAAUAGAAAUUUUGGUUUACAGAA
Molecule: messenger RNA, 1919 nt
Organism: Corticium candelabrum
Lineage: Eukaryota; Metazoa; Porifera; Homoscleromorpha; Homosclerophorida; Plakinidae
Exons: 1
Coding region: 72-1595 (507 amino acids)
Molecular function (GO): nucleic acid binding
Source: RefSeq, a predicted model, not a curated record